AGCGGCAUCCUUUCUCAAAAAAAUUAGGGUGUCUAACUAAUUGAUGUGUUUAGUUCAAUGAGCUGUAACGGUUGCAGAGUUCUCCGAAAGGGAUGCAGUGAGACCUGUAUUCUCCGCCCUUGCCUCCAGUGGAUCGAAAGCCCUGAAUCUCAGGGCCACGCCACCGUCUUCGUCGCCAAGUUCUUCGGCCGCGCCGGCCUCAUGUCCUUCAUCUCCGCCGUCCCCCACCCCCAACGCCCUGCCCUUUUCCAAUCGCUCCUGUUUGAAGCCUGCGGGAGAACAGUGAACCCGGUAAACGGCGCCGUGGGGCUACUCUGGACGGGUAACUGGCAAGUCUGCCAGGCCGCGGUGGAGACGGUGCUGCGCGGCGGGACUCUGGCCCCCAUCCCGGAGUUUCUGUCCGGAUCUCAGGCCUCCGAUGAAGCGUCCGAGGUCGAUGUCGGCUGUAGCGAGAUGUGGAAGCUCAACGAACGAAGCCCCAGCCAGAGCCAGAGCCAGAGUCCGAUUCCGAAUCUGAGCACCCAUUCUCGGUUCUCGAGUUCCAGAUCCAAGGUCUCCCCGAAGCGGAAACGGGUGGGGGAGCCGACUAGCGUGAUGCUGCUGCCGAUGAAUGAUUUGGAUCUCCGGCUGACCCCGACCCUCUCUCCCAAGGCUGUUCCGCUCUACAAGCCGGACUUCAGGCGGCCCGGUACUCCUUCGAUGAACUCCGAGGAGUCGGUGACCACUUGUUUCGAGAGCAGCGCUGCUGGGGCGUGGGGAGGUGGAAGAGAUCACUGCGGCGGUGAUGGUGAGAAGAAGCUGCUCAACUUGUUUGUUUGAUCGAUCGGACGGCCGGAGAAAGAUGAAAGGCGAGAGAAAAUAUUUGUCUCUGUCACCGUCUUUCUCUCUGUUUUGGGCUCGGGUAAUUUUUUUUUUUACUGUUUUUCUGUGGAAGGAAGGAAUCAUCUGACGGCAGCAGUCUCUUGCACGCGACGGCUCGGAGAAGUUGCAGUAAUUUUCGAUGUAAAAUUCUCAAUUUUCUUGUUUUUGUGUUUAGAUUUUCCCGGAAAUCGAUCGUUUCCGGCGAGAUUUUUCGUUUUAAUUAAUCAUCUUCCGCAUGAUUUCCGGCAGAAGAUUUCGCCUACACGAUGUGGGGGAAAAUGAAUUUGCCGGUGAUCUGAAUUCUGAUCUCUGUAUUUUGCGUUGAAUUUAAUUUCUCCUUGCCCCUCUUUGUUAUUUUGGGUGUCAAAAGCAUGACUU
Molecule: messenger RNA, 1239 nt
Organism: Linum tenue
Lineage: Eukaryota; Viridiplantae; Streptophyta; Magnoliopsida; Malpighiales; Linaceae
Source: the annotation of a GenBank genome assembly